Messenger RNA from Heteronotia binoei (common prickly gecko), 2518 nucleotides. It is a transcript of the gene HEY2, whose product is annotated as hes related family bHLH transcription factor with YRPW motif 2. The transcript is spliced from 5 exons. The coding region runs from base 173 to 1174 and encodes 333 amino acids. The record is from RefSeq and is a predicted model, not a curated record. NCBI's taxonomy places the organism in Eukaryota, Metazoa, Chordata, Lepidosauria, Squamata, Gekkonidae. Gene Ontology annotation, cellular component: nucleus. Gene Ontology annotation, biological process: regulation of neurogenesis; anterior/posterior pattern specification; regulation of transcription by RNA polymerase II. Gene Ontology annotation, molecular function: protein dimerization activity; RNA polymerase II cis-regulatory region sequence-specific DNA binding; DNA-binding transcription factor activity, RNA polymerase II-specific.
AGCCGCAGCGUGGGAAAGCGCUGCAGAGAUUCAUUUGGUUUGGUUGGCGCCGGCUUGGGAGGGAUAGGAGAACUUAAUCCAGAGGUGUCCAAAAGGGAAUACUCCCCCCCUCUCCUUUGAUUGGCAUUAUUUAUCUCCUGCUUUGAAAGCUGGAGUGUCUCCUUUAGCCACCAUGAAGCGGCCUUGCGAGGAAACUACCUCAGAGAGCGAUAUGGACGAGACUAUAGACGUAGGGAGCGAAAAUAAUUACUCCGGGCAUAGUGCCAGUUCUGUGAUCCGAUCAAAUUCUCCUACCACAACAUCACAGAUUAUGGCCAGGAAAAAAAGAAGAGGGAUUAUAGAGAAAAGGCGCCGAGAUCGUAUAAAUAACAGCUUAUCCGAACUGAGGCGGCUCGUGCCAACGGCAUUUGAAAAGCAAGGAUCUGCCAAAUUAGAAAAAGCAGAAAUCCUGCAAAUGACAGUCGAUCAUUUGAAGAUGCUCCAGGCGACAGGCGGGAAAGGUUAUUUUGAUGCGCAUGCUCUUGCCAUGGAUUUCAUUAGUAUUGGGUUUCGAGAAUGUUUAACUGAAGUUGCAAGAUAUCUGAGCUCUGUGGAAGGUCUGGACACAUCUGACCCUCUAAGAGUUAGGCUAGUCUCUCAUCUCAGCUCCUGUGCUUCUCAAAGGGAAGCUGCUGCGAUGACCUCGUCUAUGGCACACCACCAUCAUCCUGCACAUCCUCACUACUGGGCAGCAGCUUUCCACCAUCUCCCUACAGCUUUACUACAGCAGAAUGGACUACAUUCCUCUGACAUCUCUCCUUGCAGACUGUCAACAGCGUCAGAAGUGCCUCCCCAUGGAUCUGCUCUUCUCACAGCCACUUUUGCUCAUGCUGAUUCCACACUUAGAGUGCCCUCUGCUGGUAGCAUUGCUCCCUGCAUACCACCGCUUUCUACCUCUCUCCUUUCACUCUCUGCUACCGUACAUGCUGCAGCUGCAGCAGCUGCCCAGAGCUUCCCUCUGUCAUUCACUGGGGCAUUCCCAAUGCUGCCACCUAGUGCAGCAGCAGCUGUGGCUGCUGCAGCAGCAGUCAGUCCACCAUUGUCUGCAUCUGCAGCUUCCAGUUCUCAGCAAGCAAGCAGUAACGGAAACAGUAAACCUUACCGACCCUGGGGGACUGAAGUUGGAGCUUUUUGAAUCUUCCUUUCAUAAGUCUUCUUGGGAUGCUGUUGAGUUACAGCAGACAUUCCUUCACAAAAAUGUAGAUUGGUAACAGGUAAAGGUGCCCUAUGGAUGCCCAAAAACCAGACAGGAAACAACAAAAGUUUCCCCCCUUAAAGUGUCAAAUGGACAUGAGAUAUUUCUCCUUUUUUGCAUUAGGCAUCAUAUGGGACUGUGGUGAUAGUCAAAAUGAUCAUGACUACCAUGUAGGCAUUGCCCAAGAAAUGUAUAGAUUGUGGAUUGAAUCUUCUUGCCAUCCGCUUGUAGUUGUGGAGGGAGCUAUGAUUAUGCCUAAAACAGUUUUCAAGAAAGAUGAAUGCAAAAGUAAGUGCCUGACCUCUUCCAACUCUGAAGAGAAGACCAUGGUUGGGGAAUCAUGUUAUGAGAUCCAGAACAGGAUAUAAUUCUGAAACAGGGUGUACACCAUAAAGCUACAGGCUUCAAACCUUGGUAUAAUGGGAUUAAAGGAAUCUUAACUCUCUACAGGAUUGCCAUCUAAAGCAAUAAUCAAUAUGAUUUCUGAGGCUUUAUACAUUUACUUACCUAGCUCACUGUGGAGAUUUGUCAAGUGGUGAUAGGUAACAUAACAUUAAUAGAAAGUGCUGUUCUUUUCAGCACUUGGUUUUAUAAAAUACACACUUCAGGCCAUUUUCUUUUAAAAUUAUGUCCCUCAGAAUUUUUGUUCUGUACCAAGAGAUUGCACUUGGACAUGUUAAUAGCCAACAUGUCUGUUUCUCCUUUGGAAACUAAAACUUAGCAUCCUCCUGGCAGGAUACAAACUCUUUCUUCUCCUUUUUGGCACUUGUUGGGAAUUACUUUGUCACUAGGUAUUAAAGAAUAACUAUAGUGUGGCUAAGAGGACCCUUUUGGCUGACUCCCCCCCCCCCCACAAGUGCCAGUGCUGUCAUAUGUCUCUAGAUUCACAAUCCAAACAAAUCCGUUAGAGGAUGUAAGUUAUUUUACCACUACCUGGACAAGAAGUGCUGCAAAAAAAAAUUUUUUUUGCUUUUUAUUAUAGCAAUAUGAAAUAGCCUGAGUGUUUUAAUUCAUUGACUCAAGGGCUAGAGACUUUAUGUUGGGUGAGUGAUAAAUAAAGCACAGCAUGUAUUAUUAUGCACUUCAUUUCUCUGCUGUGUGGAGAAAGCAAUAAGCAUUGAGAAUGUUAAACAUUAUGCAAAGUAUACUUUUAAAAUAUUUGUUUUAAAAAUACUAUUGCUAAGUUGAGGGUGAGGGGGAAUUUGUGCAUUAUUUUGUUAACUGUUUUUCUAUGCAAAAAAACCCUUUACAUAUAACUAAUUAAAUGAAGUCCUUUUUGACUGA